Molecule: messenger RNA, 1555 nt
Organism: Manihot esculenta (cassava)
Lineage: Eukaryota; Viridiplantae; Streptophyta; Magnoliopsida; Malpighiales; Euphorbiaceae
Product: agmatine hydroxycinnamoyltransferase 1
Exons: 1
Coding region: 138-1457 (439 amino acids)
Molecular function (GO): acyltransferase activity, transferring groups other than amino-acyl groups
Source: RefSeq, a predicted model, not a curated record
UUAUGGUAUGGCGUAGGCAAUGCUUCACUAUAUAAGGAGAUGAGCUAUGUCAUAGCUAGCGAGAUGUGCUCAAACUUAACCUUUUCUUUUUUGCUUAGCUAGAUAUAAUCUUGCCAAAAAAAAAAAACCCAUAAACCAUGAAGGUGAAAAUAGAGAGUACAAGAAUUAUUAAACCUAUCUAUGAGGGUAUGUUUCCUCCAUCAACCUCACAAUUUAUCCCUUUGAGUGUAUUUGAUAGAGUCACUUAUAAUACUCAUAUAGCAGUCAUUUAUGCCUAUCGUCCACCGACACCCACGAAUGCAAUCAUUGAGCUUGGCCUCCAGAAGGCCUUAUCUGAAUACAGAGAAUGGGCUGGAAGAUUAGGGGAAGAUGAGAAAGGAGAUCCUGUCAUUUUUCUUAAUGACAAAGGGGUGAAACUGGUUGAGGCUUCAGUGGAUUGCAUGCUUGAUCAACUCUUACCCUUGAAGCCAUCUCCUGUUUUGCUUAGCCUUCACCCUAGCUUGAAGGAUGUGGAGGAGCAUGUGCAAGUUCAGCUCACAAGGUUCACUUGUGGUUCAUUAGUGAUUGGCUUCACAGCUCAUCACUCGGUUGCUGAUGGGCAUUCCACUAGUAAUUUCUUGGUUUCAUGGGGGAAAGCAUGUAGGGGUCUUGACAUGAGUCCAUUUCCUCUUCAUGAUCGAACCAUUUUCAAACCUCGAAAACCUCCUAUUUUUGAGUUUGAACACAUAGGAGCUGAGUUCAAAAACAAGAAUGCUUGUCCUAAUCAUUAUGCUGAUAACUUUUCUGAUGAUAGUAUUAUAGUUCACAAAGUCCAUUUCACAAUGGAUUUUCUCUCCAACCUCAAGGCUAGAGCUUCUUCGUUAUCAAAUAAUGGACUGCAGAACAAGCCUUAUAGCACUUUUGAGAGCUUGGUUGCUCAUCUAUGGAGAGCCAUUACAAAGGCUCGAGGACUCGGUGGAUACAAAACAACACAUGUGAGAAUCUCAGUGAAUGGACGCAUGCGAAUGAGUCCAAAAGUACCCAACGAGUACUUUGGAAACUUGGUGCUUUGGGCAUUUCCAACUGCUAAGGUUAAAGACCUACUACGAGAGCCAUUACCUUAUGCCGCCAAGAUCAUUCAUGAAGCCAUUGCAAAGGUGAACGACAACUACUUCAAAUCAUUCAUCGACUUUGCUACCCACAAGGCGGAGAAGGAAGAAGAUCUCGUGCCCACGGCGGAGAUGAACAAAUCAGUCUUAUACCCAAAUUUGGAGGUUGAUAGCUGGCUAAGAUUCCCAUUUUAUGACUUGGAUUUUGGAGGAGGAAGUCCUUAUUUAUUCAUGCCAUCUUAUUUUCCAACAGAAGGAAUGAUUUUUCUUCUGCCUUCGUUCAUCGGAGAUGGAAGCAUAGACGCUUUUAUACCUCUUUUCCAGGAAAAUUUGGCUACCUUGAAAGAAAUUGUCUAUUCACUAGACUAAACUAGUUAUUGUUAUAAUUAUUCUCUUUCUUUUCUUGUGAAAAUUUUAACAUCUUAUUAUUUUUUUUCAAGAAAAAAAGGAUGAAGUUUGGUUUACAA